Spodoptera litura is the source of this 2609-nucleotide messenger RNA. RefSeq names its product transmembrane 9 superfamily protein member 2 (gene TM9SF2). NCBI's taxonomy places the organism in Eukaryota, Metazoa, Arthropoda, Insecta, Lepidoptera, Noctuidae. Gene Ontology annotation, biological process: protein localization to membrane. Gene Ontology annotation, cellular component: membrane. The record is from RefSeq and is a predicted model, not a curated record.
CACUGCUAUUGGUGACGUUUCCGAGAGUGCGCAGGCAAAAGAGAAUAUUCAUCGAAAUAAAAUAAGAUUUAAAUAGUUAUUUAUCUCUUUAAUUGAUGAAGUGAUGAUAUUAAUUAUGAUUAUGUAGUUUUUCACUUUAAGUACGGAGUAAAUAACUGUAUUUGCAUAGUAUUUUAGCAACGGAAGUCGUGUAAUAACAUCACGUCAUGUCGUUGUAUGUGGUUUGCGCAUUGCUGCUUUUGACGCCUAUUCGAGCAUUUUAUUUGCCGGGUUUGGCUCCAGUAAACUAUUGUAUAGCUAGCGAUGACACUAGUAAAUCUUGCAAGACGGAAAUCCCGCUGUAUGUAAAUAGAUUGAACACAGAAGAAUCAGUAAUUCCAUUUGAGUAUCACCACUUUGAUUUCUGUACUACUGAUGAAAGUCAAUCGCCUGUGGAGAAUCUCGGUCAGGUCGUCUUCGGCGAACGAAUACGGCCGAGUCCUUACAAGCUCGAAUUCCUUAAAAAUGUGGAGUGUAAGCCUGUAUGCACGAAGACAUAUAGAGGCUCAGACUCAGAUUCCAACAAACGGUUGAAUCUACUGAAGAUGGGCAUGGCUCUCUCUUACCAGCACCAUUGGAUCCUAGACAACAUGCCUGUGACUUGGUGUUACUUGGUUAAUGAGGGAGGAAAGACCUACUGCAGUACUGGGUUCCCGAUGGGCUGCCAAGUGCGCAAAGACAUGGACACAUGCACACCGAUUGUGAACGGCCAUUCAAGUCGUAUUGGCGCUUAUUACCUUUUCAACCAUGUAGACUUGGAGAUCACGUAUCACAGCGGUAGUGAAGAGGAAUGGGGCGUUGCAUUCGGUGAAAAUGGCGGUCGAAUUAUAUCUGCUAAGGUGAAACCAGCCAGCAUUCGACACACAAACCCAUUAAAACCGGAUUGUUCUGCCCGUGGUGCUGAACUACUCAUACCAACUGAAAUAGAUUCCGACAAAGUCUUCAACAUCACAUACACUUACAGUGUUACCUUUAAAAAGAACAACACUAUCAAAUGGUCUUCACGAUGGGACUAUAUCCUCGAGUCUAUGCCACAAACGAACAUACAAUGGUUCUCCAUUCUAAACUCCUUGGUGAUAGUCUUGUUCCUCAGUGGUAUGGUUGCCAUGAUUUUACUGAGGACUUUGUACAAAGAUAUUGCGAGGUACAACCAAAUGGAAUGUGGUGAAGAUGCACAGGAAGAAUUUGGCUGGAAGUUGGUGCACGGUGACGUAUUCCGUCCUCCGCGGCGUGGUAUGCUGCUGGCUGUCUUCCUCGGAUCUGGAUCUCAGGUGUUCGGCAUGACCUUGGUGACUCUAGCGUUUGCUUGCCUGGGUUUCCUGUCCCCGGCUAACCGCGGUGCUCUGAUGACGUGUGCGCUGGUCGCCUGGGUAUUGCUCGGAGCUGCCGCUGGUUACGUCAGCGCUAGGAUCUACAAGAGCUUCGGCGGCAGGAGGUGGAAGAGCAAUAUUUUGUUAACCUCGAUGGUGUGCCCUGGUGUGGUGUUCUCUCUGUUCUUCAUAAUGAACUUGGUGCUGUGGGGCAAGGGUUCAUCCGCGGCCGUCCCCUUCUCGACCUUGGUGGCUCUGCUCGCUCUCUGGUUUGGUGUCUCUGUACCGCUCACCUUCAUCGGAGCUUACUUCGGUUUUAGGAAGAGGAUCUUAGACCACCCAGUGCGCACGAACCAGAUCCCGCGACAAAUCCCGGAGCAGUCGUUAUACACACAACCCGUUCCCGGCAUCGUGAUGGGAGGUGUACUGCCAUUUGGAUGUAUCUUCAUUCAGCUGUUCUUUAUUCUCAACUCGCUUUGGUCCAGCCAGAUGUACUACAUGUUCGGUUUCCUGUUCCUGGUGUUCGUGAUCCUGGUGAUCACGUGCUCGGAGACGACGAUCCUGUUGUGUUACUUCCACCUGUGCGCGGAGGACUACCACUGGUGGUGGCGCGCCUUCCUGAGCUCGGGCUCCACGGCCGGCUACUUGUUCAUCUACUGCUGCCACUACUUCGUCACCAAGCUCAACAUAGAGGACGCCGCCUCCACCUUCCUCUACUUCGGAUACACCUUCAUCAUGGUCUUCUUAUUUUUCCUCCUCACCGGCACUAUCGGAUUCAUGGCCUGCUUCUGGUUCGUCAGAAAAAUCUACAGUGUCGUCAAAGUCGAUUAAUUUACGCGGCGUUAGGUUAAGUAUCGGGUGUUGGUACAGCGGUAUUGACGAGUCCGUCGUGAGCGCCUAUGUUAUGUAUAAAGCCGAGUUGUUACACCAAAGCGUUGUUUUUCUGAAAAAUGCGCUAUUUGUUGCGUGAGAACCUUCCGCCUAGUCCAUUUGUUUAUGACAUGUCUUGUGUAUUGAUUGCCUGGAAUAGUGACGAGAUCAGUGCUAGGGGAUUUUAAUUAACAAUAAUAAUAUCGAAUCACGGACACGACUACUAUUGCAUUGGAUGUCGAGAUGAGCCACGUGUCCACGUCAGCCCGGCCGCCCGCCGGCCUGUACUGCGGCAGUGGGACAAGUGAGACUGCUGUACACAUUGUGAUUAAUUGUAUAAAACUUUAUAACGCUAAUAUAAUAAAUUGAUAGUCCCUGUGCGUUUUUUAA